Molecule: messenger RNA, 1261 nt
Organism: Botrytis cinerea B05.10
Lineage: Eukaryota; Fungi; Ascomycota; Leotiomycetes; Helotiales; Sclerotiniaceae
Exons: 1
Coding region: 210-950 (246 amino acids)
Biological process (GO): response to heat; response to salt stress; response to hydrogen peroxide
Source: RefSeq, a predicted model, not a curated record
GAAAUUCCAUUUGCUCUCAAACAUGGCUGUCGUCAUUCUAGAAAGUGCUGGUGUUCAAUUGAAUAUUGAUCAUUACAUCAACAUCGUAAAUUCUAGUAAAUGCUAGAAAUCCCAGGAGUCCGUCAAAUUAAGUAUAUAAGGUAGGCUCAAUCUCUGAAUAACCUCUCGUCUUUCUUCUUCAUCAGUACAACAAUCUUCAAUACAGUUUCAUGCAAUCUUGUUAUCGAACAACUUCAAGACUUCCAGUCGCAACAACUAUCAAACGAAUUCUCAAACCACAAACAACCACACGCAAAAUGUCUUUCUUCCCACGACACUACAUCACAAACGACACUUCUUCCUUCCACCCUCUCUUCCGUCUUCUUGACGACUUUGAUCAAUACAGCAGUGGCCGCAAUGACAACAACUCUCACCACCGCCGCAGCAAUGUCAUGAAGACCUUCACCCCCAAAUUCGAUGUCAAGGAAGCCGGUGAAGUCUAUGAACUCCACGGUGAACUUCCAGGUAUCGAGCAGAAGGAUGUCGAAAUCGAAUUCGUCGAUGACCAAACCCUCACCAUCCGUGGUCGUACCGAGCGCUCUUACACUUCCGGUACUCCACCAGCCGGAUUCGUCGAAGAUGCACCUAAGUCUGGCGCCAUCACUGAAGGUGGUGAAACCGAUCACAAAGACAAGGCUCACCAACCGACCGUCGAAGAUGAAGACGCAUCAACUUCAGCCAGCACUGAAGCCAACACCCAAAUUACCAAGGCCAGCGAGCAGAAAAAGGCCAAGGAACCUGAUCACAAAUUCUGGGUCUCUGAGCGUAGCAUCGGUGAAUUUUCCCGAUCUUUCAGCUUCCCAGUUCGCGUCAAUCAAGAUGAAGUUCAGGCCAGCAUGAAGAACGGUAUUCUUAGCAUCAUUGUUCCAAAGGCUAAGAAGCAAGAAGGCCGCAAAAUCACCAUUCAGUAAAUCGUUUCUCUUGAUUUAUCUGAUCACUUCUAUGAUAUUACGAAUGCAUUGAUGGAAGGAAGGAAGGCAGCGAGGAGUAUUUUGGCACUGGCAUUUUCUUAGCAAUGGAUUAAUUAUGGUGUUUUAAGGGGGGGGAAGGCGAAGGAACUGGCAGUGGUAAUGGAAGAUUUGCUUGCAGGAGGAAUUUCAUGGUACUUUACUACGAGUUCGACUUGCUCUUUCUUUUGCUUUGUUUACUAGCACUAAUCCUAUGUACUUACAUAAAACAUAAUAAAAAAGAGCACUUGAUAUCAAAAUAAACUAUCUGACCA